CAUCGUCAUCCCUUCCAGGCGAAGCAAUGUUUUUACUCUCCCUUCUAGCGGUUGACUCUGUGUCUAUUCCGCGGAGAUACAGGACAGAAACGGUCAGCCUUGACAGUCUUUCUUGGGCAAUUAAGGCCAAUCCUCGGCGACUAAAUCCUGAAAAGUACCCCAUGGUCCCAAACCUCCAGUGGCGCUUCGAUGAACCUUUUGCAUGUAGAGUCAUCGGGUUAAGUCUCCAUUCCCUCCCUAACGGUCCAGGCUGGUGAGUGUCCACUUCUCAUUUGCUAUUCAACUGUCAUCGGGUAACCGGAGUCAGACAUUGAGUAGUCAAAAGUCCUCACCUCCCUGUCCUUUGACCGGUACUUUUCGGCUAAGCCUAGGCCCCUUCUCUCUCUCCAUUUUUGUUGUUGUCGUCAGAAAAUUCUCCUGUAUUUCUUCUUCUGUUACUCCCUGUACAUCCAUCCUUAAGAGUUGCUUUCUGUUUAAUACUUAGCGUUGCAUGAGAUACUUUGCACCUCUUGAUACGUGCCAAUCGGCUCUGACCUCACCAGAUACAUAAAAGCAUAGGAUGUGUUUGUGACAGAGCACACACCAACCCAUCUCGCGUGUAGGACAUAUUCCAGUCAGCCCCCAUGUUAGGGAACGUUGACUUUACCCGCUGGCAUGUGGAUAUUGACACAUACCUGAACCCGUUGAUACCACCACCGCCAUGGCGCUGGUUACCCCGGCCCGUCUCUCAUUUUCUGGGAUAUAGAGGGGACAAACCGCCAAAAGCCCUCGGGAACAUUGUGAUCGCCUUCUGGUCCUUGAUUGGGGUCUUCUGCGGCGUAUUAAUCCUCGCGGAAGUAUCCCUGCACAUCCCCUCUUUCCAGAACCACCAUGCGCCAAUUAUUGUGGCCAGUUUUGGUGCUGCAGCUGUGCUCGAAUUUAGCGCCAUUGACUCCCCAUUUGCGCAGCCGCGCAAUGCGGUCCUGAGCCAGGUCAUGGCGAGCGCUAUUGGCAUUGGGAUCGGGAGGCUCUUCGCUUUAAAUCCUCAUGCUAAUUCCUUGCCCCAGGUUGGCGGAGCUCUGGCCUGUGGGAUUACGACGGCAGUGAUGGUUCUGACGAAGACGGUUCACCCGCCGGCGGGCGCAACAGCUCUCCUGGCGGUCACUGAAGGGCAUAAAAUCGGCUGGUUUCUGGUCCUGAUCAUGUUACUCGGGAGUGUCCUUAUGCAGGCGGUGGCACUGUUGAUGAACAACAUCCAACGACGAUUUCCGGUGUAUUGGUGGACUCCUGAUCCUCUUCCCCGUGUUAAGGUGGAAGACACCGAAAGUGCCGGAGGGGAGAAAGAAGGGACCUGGGCCCCUACUGCAUCAGAUGACGAUAGUCAGACUACCGUUCCAUUACAAAUUAUUAUACAGGAAGGAAAGGUUUCGGUCCCCGACAAUCUCUGGAUUACGGCAGAGGAGAUGGCAUGUUUGGAAAAGAUCAGUCAGCGAAUACGUUAAUGCAUAUAACCUUGUUGUCCAAUAUCACACAUUUGAACCCUUCGACUAUCGUCUAUCAAGCGGUUGCCAUGAACAGUAGCGAUUCUCUGUUGGAAGUCCACAGCAGUAGUGAUUGGCAUUGACGACGUACUAAGUAUAUACAGCACAAACAUGCCUACUACUAAUAUCUUUGGAUGUAUGCAGUCUCCGAAGAGAUGCGAUCCUACCGGAAGACUACAUGUUACGUGUCAGACAGACAGUAGUACACACAUGGAAACUCUCGGCGAUGAGUAAGGGAAAUGUUGCCUCAUGUCUCCUUGCUGACCAUUGGAGAGUCAUGCCUUGGGCGUAAGGCUGUAAAUCACGUGGCCUUGGUGCCCAAAGGAGGCUAGACUGCGCCACGACCCGUGCGGUGACGUCGCAGGGCCAAUCAGAGCCGGACCCAC
This is a messenger RNA of Aspergillus alliaceus, 1906 nucleotides long. Its product is annotated as HPP family protein. NCBI's taxonomy places the organism in Eukaryota, Fungi, Ascomycota, Eurotiomycetes, Eurotiales, Aspergillaceae. The record is from RefSeq and is a predicted model, not a curated record. The transcript is spliced from 2 exons. The coding region runs from base 624 to 1481 and encodes 285 amino acids.